AUGGCGACGACGGGAGGCGACGAGGAGCAACAACGAAGCCCUUUGGCCAGCCACCUCAUACGGCGAGGAAACGGCAACAACGGGCGGCGGCGAGGAAAACAACAACCGGCAACAACGGGGGGCGGCGAGGACAACGAGGCACAGGACGUCGACUACAGUUUCGGCCAUAAUUCCAAAAAGGUCAUGGUUUCAUGGUUAAACAACCCUACUUCAUCUCGAACAGAUGAAAGCUUUCCAUUUCAAGAGCCUGGUGAAAGUGUGAAAUGGGGCAGUAGUUCCAGUGCUAAUAAUUCAACACACGGACAACGUCCAGGGGCUAGGAUUCCAUUUCAGGGCGUACAAGAGAAAUAG
Molecule: messenger RNA, 351 nt
Organism: Gongylonema pulchrum
Lineage: Eukaryota; Metazoa; Nematoda; Chromadorea; Rhabditida; Gongylonematidae
Source: the annotation of a GenBank genome assembly